Messenger RNA from Vicia faba (fava bean), 1020 nucleotides. The record is from the annotation of a GenBank genome assembly. Lineage: Eukaryota; Viridiplantae; Streptophyta; Magnoliopsida; Fabales; Fabaceae.
AUGUCGUUCUCGUUCUUUAAGGUUUCCAGGCCUAAAACGCCGCAGGAAGUGGUCAAGUCUAUCAAAGAGAGUCUCGUCGCACUCGAUACCAAAACCGUUGUUGAAGUUAAAGCCCUUGAGAAGGCUUUAGAGGAAGUUGAAAAGAAUUUUGUUACAAUGAGAACUAUGCUCUCUGGAGAUGGGGAAUCAGAACCCAAUUUGGAUCAGGUUUCACAGCUUGUGGAGGAAAUCUGCAAGGAGGAAGUUCUUACUCUCGUAAUUCACAAGCUGCCUAUACUUGGAUGGGAAGCUAGAAAGGAUUUAGUCCACUGCUGGUCCAUAUUAUUGAAACAAAAGGUUGACUCGAAUGAUUGCUGUGUAGAAUACAUUGAGCAACACUUUGAAUUACUAGAUGUUCUUGUUGUAUACUAUGAUAACAAAGAAAUUGCGUUGAGCUCUGGCAUAAUGUUGCGGGAGUGCAUCAAAUUUCCCAAUCUCGCAAAAUACAUAUUGGAAUCUGCAAGCUUUGCGUUGUUCUUUAAAUUUGUAGAGUUGCCUAACUUUGAUGUAUCAUCUGAUGCAUUUUCUACAUUUAAGGACCUUCUCACUAAACAUGGAAAUGUGGUUGCCGAAUUUUUGACGGCUCACUAUGAUGAGUUCUUUGAUCAAUACGAGAACCUUUUGACGUCUCCUAAUUACGUCACAAGGAGGCAGUCUAUAAAGCUUCUCUCGGAUUUUCUUCUGGAAUCUCCCAAUGCUCAGAUAAUGAAGCGCUACAUCUUAGAAGUUCGUUAUUUGAAAGUUAUGAUGAGAUUGUUGACGGAUUCAAGUAAAAACAUUCAGUUAUCAGUUUUUCACAUUUUCAAGAUUUUUGUUGCGAAUCCUAAUAAGCCUCGAGACGUGAAAAUUAUUCUGGGGAAGAACCAGGAGAAGCUGCUAGGGUUGCUUCAUAGCCUAUCGCCGGGAAAAGGUUCUGAAGAUGAGCAAUUUGAAGAGGAAAAGGAGUUUAUCAUCAAGGAAAUUGAAAGAAUAUCUGUAUAA